Eruca vesicaria subsp. sativa (arugula) is the source of this 448-nucleotide messenger RNA. The record is from the annotation of a GenBank genome assembly. NCBI's taxonomy places the organism in Eukaryota, Viridiplantae, Streptophyta, Magnoliopsida, Brassicales, Brassicaceae.
AAAAAUAACCCUCUCACAAUUUUAACCUAAUUUUCUAUGUCUUUCUCUCUCGAGAGAAAGCUUCUCAAUGGCAACACGACGAGAUAGAUGUUGACGAUGAUGGCAUCGUUGACAAGAUCGAGCGACCACGGCGAUGAGAUCUAGUGUAUUCAACAAGAAAGAAGCCGAAGCUAAAUUCAAAUAGAUCUCCGAAGCCUACGAUAUGAGCUCCGAUUCGUCGGCGGUUACAGAUGGCGGCGAACAAGUCGUUUCCUCCGCGGGAACGAGCGCUGGGCCAUCUCCGGCUUACGACAAACAGAAGGAGAAGGCGCGUGUGAGUAGAACGUCUCUGAUUCUGUGGCAUGCGCACCAGAACGACGCGGCUUCCGGGGAAGAGGGGUUCACGCUGGAGAUUAUGAUAAGAGGACGCCUUUACACGUGGCAUCGCUUCAUGGGUGGAUGUUGUUAA